Messenger RNA from Rhizopus microsporus ATCC 52813, 1358 nucleotides. RefSeq lists its product as uncharacterized. Lineage: Eukaryota; Fungi; Mucoromycota; Mucoromycetes; Mucorales; Rhizopodaceae. Bases 155 to 1261 code for a protein of 368 amino acids. The record is from RefSeq and is a predicted model, not a curated record. The transcript has a single exon.
GAAGGUUUAGUUUCACCUUAAGUUUACACUGUCAAAACUCAUGUCUCCUUAAAUAUAAAUUGUUCAACCAUGUCUUUCCCCCCUCUCUCUCCCCUUUAGCUCUCUUUCUUUUUUUUUUCUUUCUUUCUUUGUAUUUUAUAUAUAUUUAUAAACAAUGGCUAUUCAUAAGAACAACUUUCAGCCAAAAGAUGCAAGGGCUAUAAGUAAUACGUAUCAAGAAGAUGAUGAAGAUAUGGAUGACUUAUUUCCUACACGGAAAGCGAUGACAGGCACUCAAGCAUUGGUCGAGUUCUUAAAGACAACAAGUCCUGAAGAGUUCCAAAGGCCGGAAAGAUCUACCAAUAUUUUUUCAAGGAUGAGAAGAGCCAAGAGAGUACCUUCCUUAUCUGCUCGAUCGGUGCCUCCAACUAGCGCAAAUGGUUCCAAGAAGAGCUAUGUUGAACUUGUACCUAAAAGUGCAGGAAACAGUAGAGCUCCCUCUUUUGAGGCAGCAUCAAUCCAGUCAUUUGUGUUACGUCCAAGCAAGAGUAGCACUGCAACAACAAAAGAUCCAAUUCUGCCCAACAAAAAGAGAGAAUCUAGUCUAUACAGUGAAUCACUCCGACACUCUUUAUCUAUCAAGAGUCAGUUGAGUACAGGUCGUAGGUUGCUGUCAAGUCACCCUGAUAGUCAUAAAAUUGCUAGAGUUGCCACAGAUAGUUUUCUGAAGGCAUCAGAAGGAAGUGAUACAGUAGAGACAGCAUUAUUGCAAAGGCUAGAAAGGAUACGCAUACUGGAUCAGCCGAUUCCAAGCGACCAAGUAGCUGCUGGCUUAGCUACGGAACACAUAAGGGCUUUAGGUAUUACACAUGUACUCGAACAGAGUAGCCAAGAGAUGAAGAGGGAUAAUAUACAUCAUGGAAAGAGAGUAAGACAUAUGCAGGUGCAGACGAUGGAUGUAGAGCAUUCAACGGACCCUAUCACGGUGCCAGAGACUAAAAAAGAAAGUGAAGAGGACGAAACCGAAGUUAGAAGACUAGAGGCAGCAUUAGAUGAAACUUUGGACAAUUUUGAAGUCAUCUGUGGAUUAGCGUACAAGAAACUCAGAGAGUUAUGGGAAGAAAAGAUGAGAUGGGAAAAUGAAUGCAUGGAGUUUAGAAAUCGUCUAUUGGCUUUAGAGCAAGAUAAGAGAUACCAUGAUAAUGACUAUUUCUUGGAAGAGGAGGAGGAAGAAGGAGAUAAAGAGGAUGACUUGGGGUUAUCUGAAUUUCCAGUGAAUUAAACAUCCGAAAUAUAUAGCGCCAUUGUGUGCAUAAUUUUUCUUUCUUUCUUUCUCUUUAAUAAUUACAAUAAUAAUAAAAAAUGAAUACAACUAAUAA